Messenger RNA from Closterium sp. NIES-65, 3600 nucleotides. The record is from the annotation of a GenBank genome assembly. NCBI's taxonomy places the organism in Eukaryota, Viridiplantae, Streptophyta, Zygnematophyceae, Desmidiales, Closteriaceae.
AUGGAUGACCCAAGCCAGCAUUUCCCGCCUGGCUCGCUGCCCGAAGGAGAGCCGGCGCCAGCGCAGGCUGCGGCGGAGGGCAUGGAAGACGCGGAGAACCUUCUCGACGACAUGCUCGAGGCGGCCGAGGCCGCGCGCCACGAGACCGAGCUGACUCUAGCGCCGCAGGCGCCCGACGAGAAUGAGCCGUUUGUGACUAUGGCGGGUGUGACUGCAGGCGAUGUGACGGAAGGAGUGGUGGAAGAAACUGUGACUUAUCACGGUGUGACUGAAGGAGAGGUGCCUGAAGCGGAAGCAGGUGAAGGCGAGGGGUUUGAUCUAAAUAUGGAUGCUGGUGGGGGUGGGGGUGGUGCGGCGGCGGUUAUGAUCACCGAGGGUGCAGCAGCUGAGACCGAACCAGGGACCGGACCAGGAACCGAUCCUGGUUCGGGUUUGGGUGUUGCCGAGCCUGAGAGUCUGCCGGUCGGGACUGAGGAGCAGGCUCGGGAGACUAUUGGCGAAUACCAAGAGGUGGGCGGAGAGGGCGGGGAUGGCCAUAUCAUGCAACAGGCAAUGGCGGGUGCUUAUGAAGAGGGAGGCAUGGCGGAGGGCGAGCAGCCGAGAGCUGACGCGGAAAUGGGUGAAGCAGCGGAAGGAACUCAUCCGGAGGGUGCUUAUAUCGAGCAACCAGUGCAGUACGAAGGUGUGCAGCAGCAGGAGCACGUGGGCGCAGAGCAGGCAGAGACAGCAGAGCAAAUGCAGAUGGCACCUACCCCAGAUGAGUCUGCUGUAGCGCACCAGCAACCAGCUGUAGCUGAGCAGGAGGCAGGUGAGGCCUGGCAGGGCGAGGCUGUAGCACAGGCCGAAGCGGCUGUAGCAGGGUACGAACAUGGUGAAGGGCCUGCUGUAGCUGGGUAUGAUGCGGCUUUCCCUGGCCAGGAGGCGGCUGUUGCUGAAACUGGCGGAGGUGAGACGGCAGAGGGGCAGGUUGUAGCACCGGCUGAAGUGGGCGAAAUGGUUACCGCUGCUGCUGUUGGCGAAGGAGAGGUGGGCACAGGAGCGAACGAGGGUGGCAUGGGUGCAGAGAGCUUCGUGCAAGGCGACGGGGGAAUGGCGACAACAGCAGAAGCGCAAGGGACGGUGGCAGAGGGAGAGGGGGCGGCGGGGUAUUCUCAACGCAUGGAGGCAGUUUCUGAGGGACAGUAUGGGGAGGAGGCAGCAGUGCCUGGGGCGCUCGGGGAAGGCGGAGGGGGAGGGGGCGGGGGAGAGGGCGAGUAUGCUGAUGCGCACAUGGAAGCGGGAGGGGAAGGGGGAGAAGGUGGCGCGCUAGUGCCUGUUGCAGGGCAGGCGGAAGCAGGAGCAGCAGCAGGCGGGGAAGGGGGAGUAGCACCUGGGGGCGAGGGGGCAGCGGCAGCAGCAGCGGAAGCAGCAGCAGCAGAGGCAGCGGCGGAGGUGGCGGCGCACAUAGAGGCGGCAGAGAGGGUGGUGGUGCAGUCGCAGCUGCCGCAGCCCCCACCGUGCCCCGCUGUGGGCAACGUGGCGGUGCUGCCCAUGCUGCUGGACCAGAUCGAAGCUCACAUCCUCUUCUACGGCCGCAUCUUUCGCAAGGAGCCGCUAGAGGAGGAGCUGCGAGCGCUGGUGUUCGCCACCGUGCCGUCUCAACUGGCCUCGCCCGACCACCACCGCUGGCUCGAGAUCGCCGAUGCCUGGCGCCGCCGCAGAGAGGCCGCCCCUGCCGCCCUCCUCCUGGACGGCGGUGGGGCGGCAGCGGGCGGCGGCGGGUAUGUGUCCCCGGAUGGUUUAGCGCUGGGGAACGGGGAGCCAUGGGUGUGGGACGAUGAGGGGUGGGACGCCCCCGGGAUUGCCAUCCGCGGGCGCGGCAGGGGCAGGGGGCGUGGCAGGGGGCGGGGGCGGGGGAGGGGGAGGGGGCGCGGGCGCAGCUGGCACCUGGUGGGGGUGGAGAUCGUCCCCUCGUACGGGUCUGAUGGGGAGGAGAUGGGCGCAGAGGGGGAGGAGCGGGCGGGGGGCGCAGGGGGAGGCGCAGGGGGAGGGGGAGCAUCUAUGGGCACGCGGCCAGUGGUGGCAUGGGCGGAGGUGUGGCCGGGGAAGCUGGAGGAGCUGGUGGAUAGGAAGGACCAUGCGGGGGUGGCUGCCGCCCAGGUCAUGACGGCCGCUGUGGUGGCCCGGGCGGCGUCGGCAGCGGUGCGGGCGGCAGCAGAGGCGGUGGCGGUGUUCAAAGAGAGGGCGGUGGCUGCUGCCUGGGCGGAGAAGAAGGGGGGUGCGGGGGCGAACGGGGCGCUUGGGGGAUAUGGGGGGCAUGGGGGGUAUGGCGUGCAUGGCGGAAAUGGGGGGUAUGGAGGGUAUGGUGCAGGUGCGACGUGGCAGGAGGCCACUGGCGCAGGGUCCCCGUUUGCGGAGUCCCCCUGGGCGCCUGAGCCUCCUCUCCCCCUGACGUCCGUGGCUAGUGUGGCGCGGGGCAGGGGGAGGGGCAGGGGGAGGGGACGGGGGAGGGGGAGGGGCCGGGGGAGGGGCAGCAGGGGCGGGGGGCGUGGCAGGAGCUACUACUACGGCGCGUAUGAUAUGGAGGAAGAGGAGGAGGAGCCGGAGGAGGACGACGAGGGGGACGAGUUUGUGGCGUAUGGAGGGGUGGAGGAAGUGGGCGGGUAUGGGGAGAUGGGGGGGAGUGUGCUGGGCAAGAGGGGGAGGGGGAGGGCGAGUGAGGGGCAGGAGUUAGAACACACAAUGCGGCGCGCUGUGGGGUUCCUAGAGGGUAGGGGGGGAGAGGAGGAGGAAGAGGAGGAGGUAGUGGUGGUGGAGGAUGAAGAGGAGGGGGAGGAAGAGGAGGAGGAGGAGAAGAGGGUGUGGGGGUUGAAGCUGCCACACAGGUUCCAUGUGGGCACUCCUGUGGAGGUAAGCAGCAGUCAUUGGGAGGGAGGGGCCUUGUAUGGCGAUUUCAGGGCAAUGCACGCUGGGGUGAGUGGCGGUUCCUGCAAGAGAUUCCGUAGCGGACUGAAGCAUUGCACGCCCGUGCCACAUGGUGCUGUGUGCACCGCCUUCCCACUCCCCCGCGACUCUGGUUCGCUGUUCUCUCCCCCGCGACUCUGGUUCGCUGUUCUCUCCCCUGCGACUCUGGUUCGCUGUUCUCUCAUCCGCCUGCCUGCACACGCAUCCAUGACCUUCUCUCCUUCUCUCUUUGCCUCCUUGUCUCUGUGCCUCCUUGUCUCCCCGCCGCCGCUCUGUGGCUUCGAACGAGGAGGGGUUGAGGGGCAGCUGGUUCACGGGCACGGUGCUGCAGCUCGAUGCACGGCGGGCGCUCGUCCGAUACGACCAGCUGCUGGACGACGCGGGUGGUGGGAGGGGGUGAUAACAGCGCUGCCAGACGAUCCAGCAGCCAGCAUGGCCACUGUCGAGUUCCCAGGCUAUGGGGAGAUGGCACAGAAGCAGCUGACGUGGCAGCAGCUGCGGCCAUCGAUGGUGUUUGAUGUGCGCGGAAGGGGGUGGGUGAUGGUGCGCGCCCAGGCCGUGGGGGAGGGGGCGCAGGAGGUGGAGGAGGAGGAGGAGGAUGAUGAGGUGGAGGAGGUGGUUCCGGCUCCCAUGGGGCAUGUCAGGGUGAGUGGGUGA